Molecule: messenger RNA, 3291 nt
Organism: Cladophialophora yegresii CBS 114405
Lineage: Eukaryota; Fungi; Ascomycota; Eurotiomycetes; Chaetothyriales; Herpotrichiellaceae
Exons: 1
Coding region: 1-3291 (1096 amino acids)
Biological process (GO): regulation of mitotic cell cycle; mitotic spindle organization
Cellular component (GO): mitotic spindle
Molecular function (GO): protein binding
Source: RefSeq, a predicted model, not a curated record
AUGUCCUCACAUUACAGCCUUCGAAGCAGGCUAGCAGACGCCCAAGCCACGUCACUGCGCGCAACACCCAAUGCGUCGCCAACCAUCCCAAAGACCGGAGCUGGAAUCACUAGGAAAACCCGACCACCGGAAUACACCCUUCAACUACAGAGGGUCAUCGGCACAACGACCAACAGUCCCAGCGGGUUAGCAUGUUGUUCUGACACAGACUCCUACGCCUAUUGCGCCGGCGCAGUCGCCGUCUUCUCACAGCUCGCCUCCGAUGGAACACCCACACAUCGAUAUUACAAAGCUCGACCGACUGCGCCGUCCUUGAAUCCUCCUACCUCUUAUUAUGAUAGCUCUCCAGCAAACACCUCGUCGAAGAGGAGGAUUAGCACAAUUACGCCUCGAAAGCGACUCGAUGACUACAACGGUGGUUCGGCGGGUCGAGACUGGUCAGACGAAAACGGCAGCCAGACAUGGACCGCAAGAGAACGUAUCAAGACUGUUGCUUGCGUAGCGUUAAGUCGCGGUGGGCGGUGGUUAGCCGUGGGAGAGGCAGGGUACAAUCCUCGGGUGCUACUCUUCUCCACGGCGGAGGACGCUUCCUGUGAGAUACCCGUCUCCAUCGUCACCGACCACACUUAUGGCCUGCGCUGCGUAGCCUUCAGCCCAGAUAUGAGGUACCUGGCCACGCUCGGCGACUAUAAGGAUGGCUUUCUUUUCAUAUGGUCGUUCAAUUCUCGGACGGGCCAAUUGACUCUCCAUUCCGCGAACAAAUGCACCGCCAAUAUUUGCGACAUGACUUUCUGCGGAAAUAGCUUGAUCACGGUGGGCACGAGAUGUGUUCGAAUCUGGGGUGUAAAUGAGGUGGCGCCGAGACAGUCGCCCACAAGGAAACCUCGAUACAAGUCGAUGGACACUCAGCCCUCGAGUCCAGGUCCCACGCCAUUGGCGGGCCGAAAUGUACUUCUAGGCUCCAUGGUUGACUGCACGUUCACUUGCACUGUCCCGAUCGACGAGAGCACCUUGGUCAUCGGAACGGACACCGGAUAUGUUUGCCUUGUCGACAUGGCUCAAAAUGUGCUGGAAUUGAAGGUGCUCAAGAAACUCGACCUUGCUGUCAGCUCGAUUGCCUUUACCCCUCUCUCGAGACAGCUGCUCAUGGGCACGUCGCGAGGUGUGCAAUGUGAGGACUUUGAUGUUCUCUGCAGGGAGACUCCUUCGGCGCUCAGGAGACCGCGGCUGAAAGCCCCACGACUCUCGAUUCGCCGUUCACUGGGCCUGCUUCAAGAGACAGAAAAGAGCAUAAUUGCGAUCGGAGGCCUCAGGGGUCAUACCAUAACCCUGGACAACAAUGGCAGCUUGCAGAUCCAGAGCAAUGGUCCAUCAAGCUUGGAUGAGCCGUCACCCACGUUUGCGGCUCACAAGAGCGUGAUACUCGGUGUGCAGGCCCUUCCUGAGACUGCAGGUCGAGGCGACUUCUUUACAUACUCGAAGAAUGCUGAGGUCAAGUUCUGGAAUACCAAUGGUGUUCUGCUGAGGCAAGAGUCUAUAUCUCUUGAUCCCACAGAGUCCGAGGAUGACAGUUGUGAAAAUGAACUUACGCGGAUGCGAUAUCUCCAAAGCCACGAUUCUUUUAUUGCUGCGGAUCGCUUCGGAGUGCUGAAACUGCUCGACAGUCGCAACUGGGAAGUCAAUCACACGGUCCGGGCCCACAGUACGGUCAUAUCGUGCAUUGACAUCUUCGAUGCUGCUUCACUCGUCGCAACCUGCAGCAGGGACCGGAUGGUGCAAUUGUUUCACAUCAACGGAUCUACCUUCUCGCUUAUGCAAACGAUGGAUGAUCAUGUUGGAGCAGUCAAUGAGGUGCUGUUCUCCAACGAAGGUGCGAGGUUACUGUCUUGCUCAGCAGAUCGCUCACUGGUGAUCCGUGAUCGAGUGCUGCGAGAAGAGGGUGGUUCGAAGUCGGUCGCAUACCUUACGACCAAAGUCUUAAGCCUCAAGAGCUCUCCUUUGUCGAUGGCCAUGCUUAACGAGAGCGCCCUCGCGAUUUCUACCAUGGACCGGUGCGUCACGAGAGUCGAUGUCUCGACGGGUACUUUGCUCGAUUCGUCAAAGACCGGAGACCCUGACACAAACGACACCGUCUUUCUCAAUUCGAUGAUCACCUUUUCCGGUCAGGACCGCACAGAUGGUGCGCAGAAGAUGCUCAUCGGACACUGCUCGAUCGACAAGUCAAUUCGACUAUACCGUGAGAACAUGUCCCUCCUCGUGAGGGAAUCUGGCCAUACAGAGGGAGUGAGUGAUGUAGCACUCCUCGAGCAGUCUGCAUCUCGGUCUUUGUUUGUCAGCACAGGACUGGAUGGAACAAUUCUCAUUUGGAACGUCUUGAAGUCUUCAUCAGCCACUGCAGGAUUCUCGCAGGAGCAGCUUGUCGGGCUGGGACCGGUGAACGAGGAGCACGAGGCGGCUAAAAGAAGUCCUGCUUCGCUCCCACCAAUGAGAAAGGUCUUGAGCAAGAUUGAGAUAGCGGAUCUGUCAGGAGCCAAUGGUCAACUAUCGCCGACUUCGGCCCGUUCAUUGUCGCCUGCACGGCUGAAGCGCAAGACAUCAAGACUUGCUCUUGCCACUUCGAUUGAAGAUGUAGACGAGGUACCAACUAGCGACGUGGAGACACGGCCGAGGAGCGCCAGGUCGCCUAAAACACCCAGUCUUGACCCCAGGCGUUCGCCUUCGCCGCCGGUGCGAGCGAAACUAAGAAGCCAACGAUCCCGAACUGAGCUCAGCAAGGACCUUGAGCAAAAAGCAGGGGUUACUUCGGAACGAUCACCAUCCCCACCAGCGAUACCAUUUCCAGCCACACCCAAGCAGCGGCAAAUGGCUAACAAUGGCCGAUUGCGAAGAGCCCCUUCCGUGCCCUCGGACCUGCGUGCGCAGGCGACAAUACAGCAUCGUAGGCAGAGCAUGAGCCACACAUCCGAGUUUGGUAGCCUGGCCAUGGCAACAGAUCAGGCCGCGCGGAUGUUGAAAAUCUACAAGAAGAAACUGGUCAACAGCAAGGAAUCUGUUGAUUUGAACGAUCUCGAGUAUCAGGUCUCGGGGUUGCUAAAAACCAUCAGAGAAAGGAAGGACAGGACGAUUCGAUUGCAAAAACGGGAGACCGAUGCAGCGCGCCAAAAAGAGCCUGUCAAAGCUGCCGCAGCAAGCGACGUUGACCAAUUGUCAGUUCUGUUGGCCGGCUCAAGCAUGGUCGACUCUCCGACAAGACUGACAGCAGCCGAAGGUUCGGCGGUACCGUACACUUGA